GAGAGUCAGGAGUCAUUUUUGACUUGCUCGAGAAAGACAGAGGUUUGGAGAGUGACUUGUGAUGCAAGACCGGUUUUGACUCCCUAGCAUCAGAAAUCUGAGCCAGCAGAUUAAGCUUUGUUGUGGAUCUGUUUUGACCACUUUGGAAAAGGACGGGUAAAUCUGUUUCCGUGAGAAUAAGGCAAACUAGGGCCUAAUUCCAGCCACAUAGACGUCCGGGUCGGCAUUAACGACUUCAUGGCAAUAGUUCACCUCCCAAGACAGUUGUUCAGCAAAUUACCAGGGCUGUGCGCAGUUUAUUGUGCUGCGAGUUGGCGUAGUGACAGGAUCGUUGGACGGCAGUACCUGGGGGCUCUGCGUACACACAAGUGGAACGAUCGCUCCCGAAUCUCCUGUCCGCCGCUCAGAUACAACUAUGAUGUCCUCAGCCAGAUCGCCAUUCAUUCCUUUCAUCAGCUCGCGAGAGGUGGACAAUGUCCUUAAGUAUGAGGACCUGAUUCCAGUGAUAGAGCACGCCUUGGCAGAUUUCUCUAGAGGCAAGGAAGGGGGCGUGGUACAGCCACUACGUACAGUGUGUCCUGUAGAAGACCGCAACGGGAGAUUCUUCACCAUGCCUUGCUACAGCAAGAACAUGGGCAUCAUAGCCUGCAAGCUUAUGACCAGUGCCCCGUGGCCGUCAGAGGAUGAUGCACCGCGUGUCAAGAUCAUCACAGCACUGUUUGGCGCCCACAACGGAUCCCUGCAGGCGAUCGUAGAUUCUGAGACGCUUACAAGUAUGCGGACUGCAGCUUCCUCUGCGGUAGCUACAAAGUACCUAGCGCCGACAGGCAGCCGAAUAUUGACCAUUUUGGGAGCAGGUUUGGUCGCUGGAGCUCACUUGGAAGCGCUUGCACAGGUCAUCCAAUUUUCGGAAAUUCGUGUUUGGACUCGAACCUUUUCAAAAGCCGUCACGUUCGCCGAGAAGUUCGGUUGUGCGGCCUUCGAGACGGCAGAAGAGGCGGUUAACAAUGCGGACGUCAUCGUAACUGUCACGCGCAGUCACACGCCUGUUCUAAUGAGCGAUUGGGUCAAAGACGGAGCUCAUGUCAAUUGCGUUGGCGCUAUCACACCUGUUCAACAAGAACUUGAUCCCGUUUUGAUUCGCCGUGCUGUCAUCUACGUUGACAGCGUCCAAAGUGCAUCUACUGAAUCUGGGGACAUUGUCAAAUCUGAGGCAAACAUUUUUGGAGAAAUUGGUGAAGUCGCUCUGGGGAAACUCCCAGCUAGGAAGAAUGAAACGACAGUGUUCAAGUCUUUGGGGUUGGCCAUAGAGGAUGCUGCGGCUUCCAAACUCGUGUAUGACAAAUACUACAAGCCAGCAGGCGGGAACUAGACGCACCGGAAUAUGUCCAGCUCGUAGUUCUUGAAUAGCUGUGUUUGAUAGACUGGCACAUUUUGCUCUGAGCUUCAGCUUAAGAGAACUAAACUCAGUAUGUGAAUAAUGUGACCACAGCUUGAGAACUUGGUAGAUAGAAGGCACGGUUUGGUGUUCUCCUCCCCUAAUUUGAAGUGUAAAAUAAUUUCAAGAUCAACAUUAAUGUCGGUUUGAAAGUUGUGCCGGGAAUAUAUAAAAUGAGAUGAUAGGUUUGCACUUCACCAGCGAAGUUCAUUCAGCACUGGUUAUUUUCUUUUUUUUUCUGGGAGUUUGUGGGUAAAUUGCUAGCUUAGGGGAGGGGGGUUGAAUCAAUCAGCCGGAAUUUGCUUACUGGUUGAAUGGUUAAAGCGUCUGCACUAGUAAGCAAGAAGUCGUGUAAGUAUGAGUCCCGACUGAGCAGUCUUGUGAUUUCUCCAACAAGCUCCUGGGAAAACACUGGUAACAUCGUUCUUAAUAAAUUACAGUAUAAAUAUCCAAACAGUCAUUUCAGGGCAACACAAUCAGAAUUGUGGUCAUCAGUAUUGCCCUUUUUGGAUAUGCUUUCCUUUCAUAUAAACCUUUCCUUGCUUUCAUUAUGUAUCGUCGAUUGCAUCUUUAUUGUGGAGGUGUUUAUGUGAUAUACUGUGUAGUUGAUUUUCGAGUAUGUUAUAUCUAACGAGAUUUUUGUUUCAUGUACUCUUGAAUGCAUUGGGUUAUGUUUUCAGAUGAUUUCUUUAUUGUGAAAUAGAGGUUCCUCUACAGUAGCCGCCGUGCUGUCGUACUAGGAAAGAAAAUACGAAUUGUAUUUUGGUUUUAAAGGUGCCAUGAAAACCCUUCAAAUCAAGAUUUCUUGAGGAAAGACGCCAGUCUUGUUCGACAAGCAACAUUUCCUCUGUAAAACAAGAAUUUUUUAAAGAGAAGCGCAUUUUGCUUUGGUAUUGUGAAACGCAGAUUAGGGUUAGCGUUGAGCGGUCUUCUCGUCGGUUGUUGUCCUGAUGUAGGCUAUAUGUUCCACGUUUGAAAUAAUUUUUGCGCAGCUGUUAGUCUUAUCCAUGAAAUUUUGUUUUUGACUUUUUCCAUUAGGUACCCAACCCGAACGAUAUUAAAUUUGCUUUACUUCCCAUUUACUCUGUCUGUUCAAUAAGCCGAUAAUGACUGUACUAUUCACCUUGAUAUGUGUGUGUCCAGCUCUGAAUUUGAUCAAUUACACAUCAAACCAUUUCACCUAUCCAUUCUUUAGUGUCAUUUAACACACUUGGGGGAAGUUGUAGUAUGGGAAUGGUGCAUAUCAAUGUAACGACCUGUUUUUCAUUGCACUAUGAGCCCCAAAGUUUCAUUAAUAAGUUAUCAGAAAAAAUGAAUGAUCUUUAUUAUUGUUUCAUGUCACAUAAACUACAUUCUGCACUAAUUACA
Messenger RNA from Acanthaster planci (crown-of-thorns starfish), 2806 nucleotides. Its product is annotated as ketimine reductase mu-crystallin-like. NCBI's taxonomy places the organism in Eukaryota, Metazoa, Echinodermata, Asteroidea, Valvatida, Acanthasteridae. Gene Ontology annotation, cellular component: cytoplasm. The record is from RefSeq and is a predicted model, not a curated record. Gene Ontology annotation, molecular function: hormone binding.